Molecule: messenger RNA, 519 nt
Organism: Porites lobata
Lineage: Eukaryota; Metazoa; Cnidaria; Anthozoa; Scleractinia; Poritidae
Source: the annotation of a GenBank genome assembly
AUGCCCGGUCCCGGGUCUGGUCGUACAAAACAUAACCCCGGUCGUCGCUGCCUGGAGAAAGAAAAUAAGAAGAAAAGAAGUAUCAUUACCAUCCGGAAUAAAGACCAGUUAUGUUGCAGCAGAGCUUUAGUCACCAUGAGGGCUCAUUGCCAUCGUCAAGAGGGUGCAAUAGAAAACAAUCGGUACCUCAAUAUGAGAACAGGAUGUCCUGUGCAAGAAAAGGAAGCCAAAGACCUUCACCGAUUGGCAGGCGUCCCCGAAGGGCCUUGUGGUCUGGAAGAAUUGAAAAAGUUUCAAGAGGCCCUCUCGCCGCACUAUCAACUGCUUGUCAUGUGUCGCCUCAAGCCCUUCUUUCUUAUUUUCAAAGGACCAGAGGCCCUCCACCAGAUUUGCCUGAUCAAAGGCGGCGAUCAUUACGAUGGAUGUACGUCGUUUUCUGGUUUUAUCAACCGCUCGUAUUAUUGUCAUCUCUGCGAGAAGAAUUUACAACACCGACGAUGGAAAGCAUCAUUCCUGUGA